Molecule: messenger RNA, 1329 nt
Organism: Rosa chinensis
Lineage: Eukaryota; Viridiplantae; Streptophyta; Magnoliopsida; Rosales; Rosaceae
Exons: 8
Coding region: 1-1329 (442 amino acids)
Biological process (GO): DNA integration
Molecular function (GO): nucleic acid binding
Source: RefSeq, a predicted model, not a curated record
AUGUAUGGGGUGUUGAUGGGUGCUAUAGACAUGCCUUUGGUUGGCUCUUCUUCUCUGUUACCUACUGAAAUAAUGGCAGUGAUCGUUGAUGGCCUGAGUGGAUGGUUUGGUAGAGGAUGUGCGCUCUUUUCUGUGAGCUAUCUGCAAAAUGAGGAAGUCAGGCGUAAUUUUCAAGUUCUGCCCAACUGUCACAGCGGAUGUGAAUUUCAUGAUUCUGAUGCUCUUCAUCGCCACUCUUCCUCUCUCUUGGAUUUGAUGGCAAGCAAAUUGAGUUUUGUAAAAUUGAAUCUUGGUAUUAAGUUUUGUGGUGUUUGGGUUGCUGGCAAGGAACUGGAACUAUCACAGCUUGAAUCGGAGCAUCCACAUGUGUUGAUGGUGCUGCUAGUCAAGGGAUUGAGCUGGAAUGACUGGUAUGGUCUUGAUUUGUUCAUGCACUUAUGGCCAGACAGGGCGGGAAGAGAACAUGAAGGUUCGGACUAUGACACUGCAACUCCCAGCGGAAGUGUGGAAGCAAAGGCCACCAGGACUAAUGAUUCUCAAGUUGUUUCAGAUUUUAUAAAGACUAACAUCUUUGCAAGGUUUGGAAUGCCAAGAGCAAUUAUUAGUGAUGGAGGGACACAUUUUUGCAACAAGACCAUAGCUGCUUUGUUCAAGAAGUAUAACGUCACACAUAGGGUCUCUAUGCCCUAUCAUCCUCAGACAAGUGGACAAGCGAAAGUUUCUAACCGUCAGAUCAAGCAGAUUUCGGAGAAGACUGUGAGCACUAACAAGAAGGAUUGGAGCAAACGCCUUAAUGAUGCUUUAUGGGCUUAUAGGACAGCUUUUAAAACGCCAAUAGGGAUGUCACCUUUCAAGAUUGUGUAUGGUAAGGCAUGUCAUUUGCCUGUGGAGCUUAAACAUAGAGCAUGGUGGGCCUUGAAGACGUUGAACAUGUCCAUGAGUGAUGCUGGAGUGUUGAGGAAACUCCAAAUGAAUGAAUUGGAAGAGUUUAGGAAUGAUGCUUAUGAGAGUUCACAGAUUUACAAGGAGAAGACUAAGGCUUAUCAUGAUAAGAUGCUUCGUGGCAAGACCUUUGUUGUGGGACAAAAAAUUAGAAGUGAAGCAACUGGCAACGAGUUUAAGGUGAAUGGCCAUAGCUUGAAGCCAUAUUAUGAGGCGUUUAGGGAGACAACUGUGGAGGAAGAAGACCUUCACAGUUGGGGGAAAAGAAUUCAUGAAGAAGCCGGUCAUCAAUCAACUGGUGGAAGCCAUUUUUUCUCCCAUAGAGGUCACCACCUCACCUUGCCCAACUGGAGACUGGUCAAGAGGGCACUGGUCAACUUUCUCUAA